GUGUCACCAAAAAGGUCCGAGAAAGGGUGAUGACUAAUACAGUGCAAACAAGUUUCAAUUUGCUUGAUAGCAAUUGACUUGACCUCGACGUUCACUACUGCCCGUUGUCGUCGUCUGCUACAACCAGGUCAGCAUGCAAAACGCAGUCGCUGGCCCUUCUCGCGCCCCGACACCGCCGCCGCCGUCGAUAUCUAGCCCUGGUCCUCUCUUUCUCCCUCCACCAGCGCAAUAUCCUCCAGCUCCAGCCCUUUUCACGAGCACUGAAGAUCUCAUAUCCCAUUUCUACCUCCUCGAUGCCUACGACAAGUAUGUGCGACCGUUCAUAUCAUCCGAUGACCAGGGUGCUGCCAAUGCGCCACCGACGCCCUCCAUAUCACAUCCACUCACACCGGGAGGCCAUCUUGACAAAGGGAAGGGCAAGGAAGUCGCCGUCAACAGUCCUCUCGCGCUCGCUCCACAAACUCCCGCGGCGGAUCCCCAGGAUCCCGAUGACGAUGAUCCAGGUGGCAAGGGAGAAAAGAAGAAGAAGAAUAACUACAAGCACCUCAUAAAGGGCACACCUGGCAAACAUUCAAUGAAGAAGGAUGACUACCUCACGUCAGUGAUCAUGGGUCCAGGCAAGGAGCGCAUAAAGAUCACUCCUUUCGACCUCAAGACUCAGCGCGAGGCGUUCUCUGUCAGUGCAGAAGGGCUGAAAGGCUGGAAUCCAAGCACGUUGAUUCAAGAGUCGACUCAAGCACGAGAAGACCGGAAGAAGCGGGUACGUUCUUGUAUGACCAAUGUAUCACUGACCACACUCAUUCGGGUACAGAAAGAGCUAAGGCGACUCGCAAAAGCCCAGGCCAACGCCUCUGCUUCUCACACGCCACAGCCAACCCCGACCCCCAUUCAAGCACCUAUACCUUCUACGCCUGCCUCCCUAGCUGCUCAGCGCUCUGGCACCCCGCGGCCCGUAAGCGCCGUGCCUCGUCCCGGGAGUACCAAACCCCAUCUCCCCCCAGUGCAGGUGACAGGCCUUAAUGGAAGAACUAGUGGCGGAACCCCCCGGACUGCCACACCACACCCACUCAGCGCCCCACCCGUCAGUGCAAGUUCGCUGGCUGCACAGCAGCAGGUGCCGAGAGGGAAGAAGAGAGAACGGGAUGAUUCCGUUUCGAAUCCGAAUUCGAAUAAAGUUGCCCCGCCGCAGCCUAUAACUUCGAACAUUCCCCCAAAGGCGAUCAUGAAUGCCAAGGCGGGUAUUCCGGGCGCACGCCCGAGACCGAUAAAAAAACAGCGAAUGGACAUCCAAGGUCAAUCGAGAGAUACGGGCCCCAUGCAGCAGCCUACGCCACAAGGCGUCUAAUGGUGUUGCGACGUCCAAAUUCCUGCCUUGCCUCCCUCAUUUUUAAUCUUGUCGUCGCCGCAUCUAUACCUUAUUAACUUUGUUCUUACUCUUGCAUUCCGUCAUCCUGCACAUAACCAACACCCGCAUGCAUUUGUUACUCACCAGCAAUAUACAUUCAAUUAGUUCCGUUAGACUCCGCCCACCUGUACCUUGAUGCAAAUCUCGUCGCUGAUCGUAAAUGCGUUACAAUACAUAAGCGUCAUGAAGAAGAAAGACACAAAAAUCAGUACACUAUUGGUGAUAUCCGUAAGUAUUAGC
Molecule: messenger RNA, 1645 nt
Organism: Desarmillaria tabescens
Lineage: Eukaryota; Fungi; Basidiomycota; Agaricomycetes; Agaricales; Physalacriaceae
Exons: 5
Coding region: 134-1345 (403 amino acids)
Source: RefSeq, a predicted model, not a curated record